CACACAAGUAGUAUAAACGGGCAAGUUUCCAUACUCAGAAUCUACUAUAAAAACAACUACCAUAUGUAGCUAUCAGCACUAACAACUCAAAUUUAGAAGAAAAUUGUGCAAGGAAAUAAGGGAGAGAGACAGAGAUGAUAAGUAUCAGCACAAUUGCCAUCAAGCUUUUGAUGCUACUAUCUUUUGGCAACAUUUGGAUUUCACGGGAUUUUGAUUUUUUUUACUUCGUACAACAGUGGCCAGGUUCAUUCUGUGACACAAAAAAAAGUUGCUGCUUUCCUCUAACAGGGAAACCAGUAUCAAACUUCAGCAUUCAUGGAUUGUGGCCUAAUUUCAGCAAUGGAUCAUUUCCAUCCAAUUGCAAUAUUGCUGAAAAUCCAUUUAACCAAUCUAAGAUCACUGACCUGAUUCCAAGAGCUGAAAAAGGCUGGGCAUCACUCUCUUGUGCAGGCAGCAAAAAGACAGAGAACAACAAAACAAGCAGUGAUAAUACAAGGUUCUGGAAACAUGAAUGGGACAAACAUGGCACUUGCUCUGACUUAAUCCUUGAUCAACAUGCAUAUUUUGAAGCUACUUUGAACCUCAAGGACCGUGUAGACCUCCUUCAAAUCCUUCAAUAUAAUGGAAUCAAACCAGAUGGAAACCUUUACAGCAUUGUCAACAUAACAAAAGCAAUAACACAAGCAAUUGGGUUAGAACCUGGCAUAACAUGCAACACUGAUCCAUCUGGUAAUCGCCAGCUUAAUGAGAUAUAUCUUUGUGCCGAUAAAUAUGCCUCCAGCUUCAUUGAAUGUCCAAUACUACCAAGUAGAAAAAGUUGUACAGACAUGGUGGAGUUUCCCAUCUUCUAGUUGUGUGUGUUGCACUUUACAAUAUCAUCGUGAUGUAGCAAAUUAAAUCACCCCAACUUAGCAAUUUGAACAUUAUUUGCUUUGUUAUCAAAUAUUGUAAUAUAUUGGUAAUAUUACAACUGAAUGUUGCCCAAUAAUGAGUAAUGUAUUCAAAUUUUCAUCAAUGGCAAUAAAGGGUUUGUUUGUGCUAUA
Messenger RNA from Glycine soja, 1043 nucleotides. Its product is annotated as extracellular ribonuclease LE-like. The record is from RefSeq and is a predicted model, not a curated record. Lineage: Eukaryota; Viridiplantae; Streptophyta; Magnoliopsida; Fabales; Fabaceae. Gene Ontology annotation, cellular component: extracellular region. Gene Ontology annotation, molecular function: ribonuclease T2 activity; RNA binding. Gene Ontology annotation, biological process: RNA catabolic process. The transcript is spliced from 4 exons. Bases 135 to 851 code for a protein of 238 amino acids.